Molecule: messenger RNA, 1172 nt
Organism: Tachysurus vachellii
Lineage: Eukaryota; Metazoa; Chordata; Actinopteri; Siluriformes; Bagridae
Gene: rxfp3.3a2
Product: relaxin family peptide receptor 3.3a2
Exons: 1
Coding region: 45-1172 (375 amino acids)
Biological process (GO): immune response; G protein-coupled receptor signaling pathway
Cellular component (GO): membrane
Molecular function (GO): G protein-coupled receptor activity
Source: RefSeq, a predicted model, not a curated record
CAUACAAAUAAAAAGCAUUAAGAAAAAAAUGUUCUGAAAGAAUUAUGCAGGCAGUGGAAGGUGCAGGCUUGCACAAAGCACCUGAGCUCUUCUCUGAGAGCAUGGGAGAGAUUUUGAACCUCAGUGUGUGGGCAACACCGAACAAGAGUGUAAUACACCUGCACGAGUUCAGCAGUCUGGAAGACAUCGACCUGAGCGCAGAUGGAAGUCUUAUACUGAGGGUCAUCAUUUCGUCGGUUUACGCGGCGGUGUGCGCUACAGGGCUGGUCGGCAACCUACUCGUCUUCUUCCUGAUGAAAACGAAGCUAGGGAAGAGGAGGAGGAAGAGAUCCGCGAUCAACUUUUUCGUCGUCAAUUUGGCCGUGACCGACUUCCAGUUCGUGCUCACGCUGCCGUUCUGGGCUGCGGACGCGGCGCUGGAUUUCAGCUGGCCCUUCGGUAAUGCCAUGUGUAAGAUCGUGUUGUCGGUCACAGUGAUGAACAUGUACGCCAGCGUGUUCUUCCUCACGGCCAUGAGCGUGAGUCGGUACUGGUCGGUGGCAUGCUGCGUGAGAGGUAACGGCGCGCGGCGCAGGUUCACCUCAGUCAAGCUCGUGUGCGCAUCGCUUUGGGUUCUCGCGAGCGUCGCCACGGCGCCCACGUCCGCCUUCUCCACGGUGACAGUGGUGGCCGGGGAAAGACUGUGUCUCCUCCGCUUCCCUGACGGCCACCACUGGCUCGCGCUCUAUCACCUCCAGAAAGUCGUGCUCGCCUUCAUUUUGCCCAUGAUCACGCUGUCCAUCUGCAACGCGCUACUUUUGCGCUUCGUGCGCCGCAGAAUCGUCGCGAACAGCAGCCGCCUGAGGAGACGGUCCAGAGUCACCAAAUCCGUGAUUGUCGUCGUCCUUUCUUUCUUCGUUUGCUGGAUGCCGAAUCACGCUAUUACUCUUUGGGGAGUGCUCGUGAAACUUAACGCGGUGCGCUGGGACAAAACGUAUUACAUGGUCCACACGUACGUAUUCCCGCUGACGAUUUGCCUCGCACAUGCGAACAGCUGUUUAAACCCGGUGUUGUAUUGCUUAAUGCGAAGGGAGUUCAGGAAGAUGCUGAGGAACCUGUUCUGGAGAGUUUACUCGCCUGCUGGCACAAAAGUGCGUGGCUCUGGAGGUGCCGUGGACCGAGAAUCCGUGUAG